AGGGAACGAGCCCCUUAGCUCCCAUUGGGGGCGGCAACGCCGCCCCUUACGCAAAGCCUCAGUCUCUUGGAGCCUUUUACCAGCUGGCCCUACUGUUGCUGCCACUCUGAUAAUCCUUCUCAGACAAGGCCAGGCUGAGGGAAAAGAACUCCCGUGUUGAGGGUGACAAGAGGCCAGGGGAACCAGCAUACCAGGAAACCAGGAUGCUUACAAAAUCUGUGUGUCAGGAUUAGGACAAAACCCUGUACCACAGAAGAGCUCUGUGAACCAGAAAAAGGACUGAGGCCACCACUCAGACUGGAAUAUCAGGUCCUAGAGUGUCUUCAUCCUGAUUCCACCCAGUUGCGGUUGUCCCUCUGUUCCCCAGGGACAACUCUCAUUCUGUUUCCAUACACCCCCAGCGAAAGAAAAGCAACAAGCCAAGCUUAGAUGCAGGCUCUGGACUGAGCACACCACAGCCAGGUAGAAGAGGCUGCUGCGGCCACACUCUGCACAGAAAGCAGUCUUGACCAGCAGCCACAGCUGGCCACAGAGAUCCCCAUACUGACUGUUAGGUCUCUAACCACUGGUCUUGUCCACCCCAUCCAUUUCCCUCUUGGAGUCAAGGCAAUGUUGCCUCAAAACAAGAACCAGGUGCUGCUACAGAAUGCAGUACCGCCAGCGUGUUUCCCUCAUGUCUUCUCACAGUUUGUGGACUCCCCUCCACGCAACUUAGCAUCUCCUUCUCCCCAUCAGACCCUCCCUUCUUCCCACUUUCCUUUGCCCGCCACCACGCAGACCCACUUUCCUUUGCCCGCCACCACGCAGACCCACUUUCCUUUGCCCGCCACCAUGCAGACCCACUUUCCUAGACCUUACUUCUACUCUUUGGACUCUAAUUCUGACUUUGUUCCUCUUCCUUCCUCUUCCUCUCUACCAAGAUCCUCUUCUUGCUUUCGCCAAAACUGUACUUAUUUUGGUGAAAAACUCCCCUCUCCACACUCCACCUCUCCCUCCAACUAUCAGCUCUAUGUCUCUCCCCCUCUUACCUGCUCCUUUCUUUCCCAGCUACAAAAUUCCUCUUCUCGUUCCUGUCAGUCCCCUUCCCGCCUCCAGAACUUUCAAAGCUCCAAGAUCACUUCCCCCGGCCCCAGCUCACCUUCUGGAGGGAUCCAAAGUAAGAAGCAAGCAGGGCAGCGUCCUCAGUCCAGAAGCACCAGGUCCUCUAAGCGGGGAAGGGGAUGCGUGCCAAGUAAGGUGAACCCUGCAGAAUUCAAGGACCCAGGGGCCCUCACCCAAGUCCUGGUGGACCAUGUGGGGCGCAGCAGAAUUGCACGAGACCUGCAAAUACAGCUUCUGCAGCGCCUGUGGCUUGGCACACCCGGCCCGGCCCCAGUCGUGGAGUACCCCAUAUGUCUGGUGUGUCUCCAACUCCGCACCCCAUCUUGCCCCACCUCCAAGUACAAGACUAUACCCCGGCUGCUUGCCUUCCCUAAACUACUGCCCUGUGCCCAGUGCCAGGAACCUGGGCCUCUCCGAAUAGGCAUUGGCUUCGGGCUCCGCCUGACUCGGGGCCAGGCCAAGGCUUUGAAUCUGCUGCCUCCAAAAAACCAAAGGAAGUAAAUUUAGUCUAGGAAAAGGCCCUCCACAGUCAAAAACCGGCAACCCAGGGACCAAUUCAAAUCACCCACACACUCUUCCAGCCUCCGGUCUGUAGACCUUCAAUCACUAAAACCCAGCCAGUGUUCCAAGUCUCUACUUCAGGAGCCAAGACUGUGUCCCCAAAGCCCACGCCUUCUGUCUCAAAGAGGCCUGUGUGUCUAGGGUUUAUUCUCCGAAAAUUGACAUCUUAAUUCCAGAGCAGCAGAGACCCUCUGGAACACCACCUCAAACUUCACCCUCCCUACCAUAACUUCUCAGACCUUGGAGGACUGGAAGCCAAGUGUGUUCUCCUGCGCUGAGCCCUGGCAACCCCUUGUGGAGUCUGCUCUCCCCUAGUUGAAAAGACCAGAGGCACCCAAGUCCUCAUUCAGCCUUUAGUGUAGCCAAUAAAGCCUCUCUC
Molecule: messenger RNA, 2041 nt
Organism: Mus caroli (Ryukyu mouse)
Lineage: Eukaryota; Metazoa; Chordata; Mammalia; Rodentia; Muridae
Product: proline-rich protein 30-like
Source: RefSeq, a predicted model, not a curated record